UAUUUUAUUUUAUUUUAUUUUUUUGCUUUGCAUGUAUUUUGGAAAGUAAGCUUACUUGACUUUCAGUUACUCUAGAAUCUUGGAAUUAGUGUUAUCUGAUGUGAGCCAAAUCGUUGUUUUGGAGAGAUGGUUAGAUUUUCAUGCUUUCAAGUUCAGAGUCAUUCACAUAAACACAAGAAAACUGUUCCCGGAUCAAGUGAAGCAAUGCAGAAGACUCUGGAAGAUUCAUCUCAAAAUCAGACUCCCACGAAGAAUCCUUACACAACGAAGGAAAACAAGCCUUGCUUGAAGAAAGAAGAGGGAGAAGAACGAAACAAUGUUUUUUAUCAUGCGACUGAUUACUCUCCUACCGCAUCUGAGGAAAUUGUGACCAAAUAUAGUACCGAUAAUGAUGAUAUCACUGCUCAUAAGAAAGCACAGAUUAAAAAGAGCAAAUCUGUGGGGAGCGGUUUGAACUGGGAAAAGACGCGAACGUCUGGUGAUGAUGAAACAGAGCAGAGAUAUUCUUAUGAUGGCAACAAAAACGGGCUCAGGCUCAGCCCGUCUGACCAAUUUCCAGAACCAUUACCCUCAGUCUCCGUUCAAGUCGAUUCUGACUUGGCGAAAAAUAGAUCCGUAUAUUCACUUGGGGAGUCCCCACAGCCAAUCGAAAAGGAAGGUGCUGACGAGGAUGAUGCCUGCUUAUCUGGCACUCCUCGUAUUGUGAGGUCAAGCUCUUUGCCGAGGAUGAGUUCCCCUAAUCGAAGCUCAACGCCCCUUGUAGCUCGGUCGAGAUCAGCCGAGGAUCUCAACAAUACAGAUUCUAGAAACCAAGGCGUGAUGAUGCGUGAAACCGAAAGACAGCUAGAAUUAGAAGUUCAAGAAAAUGGUGACUCGGUUUUCAAGAAUGAGAAGAAUUAUGAAAUUGAUGAGGUUUAUAACUAUGUGGGUUCGUCAAGAGAUUGGAUAGUGCCCGUGUCAGAUGAGGCAAACAGGGGAAAAUUUGCAGUAGGAGAAUGUUCUUAUCACAAUUGGGAUGAAAUACCUGCCAAGGAUUUUCGGUUAAGAAGAAUUGAAGAAUGGGUUUCAAACCUUCAGUAUUGUGGUCCAAUGGAAGAUUCUAUUGACGAAUAUGAGACAACGGGCUAUGAUGAGGAGUCACCAAAGGACCAUGCGUUAUUAGAAGAGCCCGCUGCUUUGAAAUCGGAGGUCAAGGUCAGCAGCCCUGGAAUGGAAGCAGCCAAAAGAUACAUUUCUUCUCUGAACACUUCAGCUACAUCUGCUCAACUGACUAACCUUGGAUUGGUUGUGAUCCCCUUUCUCAGUGCCUUUGGUAGCCUCAAGGCGCUCAAUUUAUCUGGAAAUGCUAUAGUGAGGAUUGCUGCUGGUGCUCUACCUCGAGGACUCCAUAUUUUGAACCUCUCGAGAAAUAAUAUCUCGACGAUUGAAGGAUUGCGAGAUCUUACCCGUCUUCGGGUGCUCGACUUGAGCUACAACCGAAUAUUAAGAAUUGGACAUGGACUAGCAGCAUGUUCGUCACUGAAGGAGCUUUACUUGGCGGGCAACAAAAUCAGCGAGGUGGAAGGUCUCCACCGCCUGCUGAAGCUGAACGUGCUCGAUCUCCGUUUCAACAAGAUCUCGACUGCCAAGUGUCUGGGCCAGCUGGCGGCCAACUACAACUGCCUGCAGGCCCUCAGCCUCGAGGGCAACCCGGCCCAGAAAAACGUCGGGGACGAGCAGCUCCGAAAAUACGUGCAGAGCCUUCUCCCCAACCUCACUUACUACAAUCGCCACUCAAUCAAGGCCGGGACCACUAAGGAUGCAGCCGAGCGCUCGGCCCGUAUGGGAAUGGGUGGGACCCGCCCGGACGCCAAGUCAUCGAGGAAGGGGGCCCACGGGCUUUCGGNGUGUUUAUGUGUGGAAUAA
This is a messenger RNA of Striga asiatica, 1905 nucleotides long. NCBI's taxonomy places the organism in Eukaryota, Viridiplantae, Streptophyta, Magnoliopsida, Lamiales, Orobanchaceae. The record is from the annotation of a GenBank genome assembly.